Talaromyces marneffei is the source of this 1629-nucleotide messenger RNA. RefSeq lists its product as uncharacterized. Gene Ontology annotation, molecular function: carbohydrate:proton symporter activity. Gene Ontology annotation, cellular component: membrane. The transcript has 7 exons. Gene Ontology annotation, biological process: transmembrane transport; carbohydrate transport. NCBI's taxonomy places the organism in Eukaryota, Fungi, Ascomycota, Eurotiomycetes, Eurotiales, Trichocomaceae. The record is from RefSeq and is a predicted model, not a curated record. Bases 1 to 1629 code for a protein of 542 amino acids.
AUGGUCGCCAUCAGUAAACAGCGACAAGAGGAUGUCUCUGACCCCAUGCUCACUGGUCUCCUCAAGGACGACCAUACCCCAUGGUACCGCAAGCGGAACCUUCGCUCCCUAUAUCUGAUUCUUUUCCCUGCCUCGAUGGGAAUUGAGAUUACGUCUGGCUUUGAUUCACAGAUUAUCAAUACGGUGCAGAUUGUACCCUCGUGGAACAAGUACUUUGGCUCUCCAACGGGCAAUAUCAAAAAUGGAAUUCCGGAAUAUGCGAUUGAUCCUUCAUUGAAAGGAUUCCUUGGAGCUGCAUAUUCGUUGGGGGCAAUCUGUGCUUUGCCGUUCAUUCCCUGGGUGAACCAGCGAUUUGGAAGACGAUGGACUAUAUUUAUUGGAUCGAUGAUUAGUCUUGUCGGUGCUUUGAUUCAGGGAUUUUCCAACGGCGUGGCAAUGUAUAUCAUUGCCCGUCUUCUCCUCGGCUUUGGUAUCCCCUUCUGCAUUGUAGCAGGCUCCGCGUUGAUCGGUGAACUGGGCUAUCCCAAGGAACGGCCCAUCCUAACGUCUCUUUUCAAUUCAUCGUAUUUCAUAGGCCAAAUCGUUGCAGCCUCUGUUGGACUAGGGACGGUGACUAUUGCCGGAAACUGGGCUUGGAGAAUCCCUUCAUUAUUGCAAAUUGCGCCGGCAUGCAUUCAAAUUGCAACUGUUUUCUUUCUGCCUGAGAGCCCCCGUUAUCUCAUCAGCAAAGACCGCUACGAGGAAGCCCAGGCAAUCCUGGUCAAAUACCAUGCCGAGGGCGACGCCAAUUCGCUCUUCGUCAAAGCCGAAAUGGCCCAGAUAGAGAAAUCCAUCAAACUGGAGAUGGAAGAUUCCAAGCAGAGCUGGCUUGAUGUGUUCAAGACAUCUGGGAUGCGGAGGAGGUUGUUCAUUACGGCUUUCUUGGGUCUGUUCACGCAGUGGAGUGGGAAUACUUUGAUUACGUACUACUUGAGCGAUAUACUCAAUCUCAUCGGCGUCACAGACAGCGUAGUCAAAUCCAAAAUCAACAUCGGCAUCGCCUGCUGGGGUCUAGUCACCGGAACAACAGCUGCCCUGUUGGCACCACGGUUCAGACGAAGACCAGCCUAUCUCUUGAGUGCUUGUAGUCUAUUAACCGUCUAUAUCGCGUGGACCAUCUCCAUGGAGAGGUUCAUCGAUACGAAGAGCCAUGCUGCUGCCAUACUAACCAUUUUCUUUAUUUUUGCCUAUUCUCCGGCUUAUAAUAUUGGAUAUAAUGCUUUAACGUAUACAUACCUUGUUGAAAUAUUCCCCUAUACCAGCCGUUCGCGCGGUAUCUCUUGGUUUCAAUUCUACGGCCGCGGCGCAGCAUUCUUUGCAACUUAUACAAACCCCAUCGGACUGGCACGUAUUGCUUGGAAAUGGCUGAUAGUGUAUUGCUGUUGGCUGGUCUUUGAAAUUGUUUUCAUUUACUUGUUUUUCCCCGAAACGGCGGGAAGGACCUUGGAAGAGCUUUCGUUUUUGUUCGAGGGAAAAGAAAAGGCGAAUGAAGUCGCAAAUGCGGCUGCGACUCAGAUUUUUGAGGGCGCCGAGAAGAGAACUAUGGACGCCGCGCAUGUUGAGGUUGUGGAUGAGAGAAGAGCUGUAUAA